CAGAGUUUCAUUCAUUGCUUUGGCCUUAGAAUUGUCUGGAUUUCCCUCACAAGCAAUAUCGUUGGUUCGAUAGUUCAUUCUUCUGACUGCAGACUUAUCUUGAAAAGAAUUGAACUUCAAAUCAGUGAUCAUCUUUUUCGAAACAACAAAAAAAUGCCUGGUGGCUCACCACUAAUUCUAUUCCUUCAGAAGGUUUUCUGGGCAAUAGGUAUCGUCUCCAUCAUCUUCAUUGGCGCUUUCCUGCUAGCAUUGCAUCGGUCGGGUCACAAAAAGCAUCCAGUCAUCAUUGGAUUCUUGAUUACCUCUUGGUUCACAGCUUGGAUUGCACUCUUACCUUUCUUUGGAAACGUUUGGGAGUAUUCACUGUCACGACCACUCGUCCAUGCAAAUGUCAGAGUCGGUCCUCCACACACCAUUUGCCAAAUCAAUGCUGUUUUAUUGGCUUACCUGUGGACAGCUAUCCCCGGAUUCGGCCUGGCUUUCGUUAUCGAAGUCAUGAGGAUGCUGAUAGAGUUCCUUCGGUUUUCAAAAAUCGACGUCCCAGAUCAAACGCCUAAGAAACCGAAUGGUGGAGGUUUCCGCAGGAAAGGCUCAGUGGACUCUAAUUGCAGUGACGCGAGUCAAGGCAGCUAUUCAAGUGAAAUCCAUCUUGUUAAAUCUCUCGAAAGCAUCAAUGAGGAAGGACAAAGUUUACACUCCAAUCGAUCCGCUUCUAGGACAUUAAAAAAAUUAUGGAAGUUACAUUGGAAAAAGUCGAUUAUCUUUUUACCUCUGGUAACUGCCCUCCCAAGUCUUUUCAUGGUUUUCAGUCUCCAAUCUUCUAUGGGAUGGCGAUACGUACACGCCGACCAGUUUACCUGCAAUCCUCCCGACCCGCUUCUGCGUCGUAAAAAGGCAUUCAUUCUUCUCUGCCAUCUUGUACCAACAAGUGGUCUCGGAAUUGCCUGCUUGAUUAUGUACUUCGUUUUGAGACACCGAACAGCAACCGGCUUUUACCGACGGAUUCACUACCCUUUGCUCAUCAGAUUGAGCGCUUUAUCCGCCCUGAGUGGCGUUGGUGCGGCACUCGAGUUUACUAUUGAUUAUUCACAGUUCAAUCGAGGGCUUGCUGGACACGUUCCAUCACUUUAUUUAAUCACUUUUCCAUUACUUUCAGCCGUGCUUUUCGUGGACCAGGAAAUCAUCAAAGAAUGGAAGUCUUGGCUUAGGUUAGACAAGAAAUAAAUACUUCAACCUCACCCAAUUUAACACAUUCUUCCUUGAAGUGGAAGAGCAAAUAUUUUUAUUGGAAGCAGACCUGAGCUUUCUGCCUACUGCUUAUUUUUCCUGCUUCAAAAAAUCUAUCAGUAGAACCUAAUGUGUAACCAUAACAACAUUGUGUGGCUCCAGAUCCUCUAAAAAAUACCCAAGACCAACUGAAAAUCUUACACAUAUUUUGAUUCCAAUUUUGAGUUGCAAGUAUCUACAUUUUAACCAAAGCCCAUAUUUUUAUGAAUUGAAAUCAACAAA
Puccinia graminis f. sp. tritici CRL 75-36-700-3 is the source of this 1509-nucleotide messenger RNA. RefSeq lists its product as uncharacterized. The transcript has 8 exons. The record is from RefSeq and is a predicted model, not a curated record. NCBI's taxonomy places the organism in Eukaryota, Fungi, Basidiomycota, Pucciniomycetes, Pucciniales, Pucciniaceae. Bases 154 to 1224 code for a protein of 356 amino acids.